This is a messenger RNA of Ornithorhynchus anatinus (platypus), 2207 nucleotides long. It is a transcript of the gene GOLPH3L, whose product is annotated as golgi phosphoprotein 3 like. Gene Ontology annotation, cellular component: trans-Golgi network; cytosol; Golgi cisterna. Bases 188 to 1054 code for a protein of 288 amino acids. The record is from RefSeq and is a predicted model, not a curated record. Lineage: Eukaryota; Metazoa; Chordata; Mammalia; Monotremata; Ornithorhynchidae. The transcript has 5 exons. Gene Ontology annotation, molecular function: phosphatidylinositol-4-phosphate binding. Gene Ontology annotation, biological process: Golgi organization; Golgi vesicle budding; retrograde vesicle-mediated transport, Golgi to endoplasmic reticulum.
UUUGGGCUCUGCCUUCCCGGGCGGGACCGCUGAGCGCGGCCGCGGCCACGACCACCGCCACGGCCACCGCCAAGGCCGAGCUGGUCCCCGGGGAGGGCAAGGGGAGGACGGCGGCGCCCCGGAGCAGCCGCGGCCCUCGCCCACCCAGCACCCCGAGGUGCAGCAGCGAGGCCAGGGACCGGUGAGGAUGAGCACCCUGACUCACCGGGGGAGACGCCCAGAGGGGAGCAAGGCAUUGGAAAAGCGGGUGGAAGGAGAAGAGGCCGGAAGCUGGGCCCAAGGGCCGGGCAGUGGCAAUGAUAUUGACGGCGGUGACUCCAAGGACAUCCGGCUCACCCUCAUGGAGGAGGUGCUGCUCCUGGGCCUGAAGGACAAGGAGGGCUACACAUCUUUCUGGAAUGACUGCAUCUCCUCUGGCCUCCGGGGUGGCAUCCUCAUAGAGCUGGCCUUGCGGGGGCGCAUCCACCUGGAGCCCCCCACCAUGCGAAAAAAAAGGCUCCUGGACAGGAAGGUGCUGCUGAAAUCAGACAGUCCAACAGGAGACGUCUUGCUGGAUGAAACACUCAAACACAUCAAGGUCACGGAGCCGGCAGAGACUGUCCAGACCUGGAUAGAGCUACUGACUGGGGAGACCUGGAACCCUUUCAAGCUGCAGUACCAGCUGCGGAACGUGCGGGAGCGCCUGGCCAAGAACCUGGUGGAGAAGGGCAUCCUGACCACGGAGAAGCAGAACUUCCUGCUGUUCGACAUGACGACGCACCCGGUGAGCAACGCCACGGAGAAGCAGCGGCUCGUGCGCCGCCUGCAGGACAGCGUGCUGGACCGCUGGGUCAACGACCCUCAGCGCAUGGACCGCCGGACGCUGGCCCUGCUGGUCCUGGCCCACGCGGCCGACGUGCUGGAGGGCGCCCUGGCCUCUCUGGCUGACGACCGCUACGACGUGGCUGCCGCCCGGGCCAAGGGGCUAGUGGAGCUGGACCCCGAGGCCGAGGGCCCCAAGCACGGACCCGCCGAGAUGAUCUGGGCUGUCCUGGCCGCGUUCAAUAAGUCCUAGGGGGCGGAUGCCCGACCCCUGCUCCCCCGCAGGGCCCUGCCGAGAGUGAUGGGCAGGGGACAACCAGGGCAGGAGGCCGUGCCGGGGAGAGACGUGUCCUUUGGUCUUUUUGGGAACUGGUUGGUCUUUGUCUUCUUCCUCCUCGAUAGCGUGGUGGGGGGCCCUCAGCCAUGCUCUCUCUGCCCCGUCCAUCCAUCUGUCCAUCCGUUCAGGGCCCAUUGAGCCUGCUCCUCAUCCUCCUCUUCCUCCCCUUCCCCUCCUCCCCAGUCUCCCCCUCCUUCUUCUUUUCUUCCUUCUGUCCUCCAUUUCCCUCCCCUUCUUCAUGCCUUUCUCCCUCCCUCCCCCCUCCCGCCUUUUAUCUCUCAGUCCAUUAGGGGGUCAGUGGAGAGGCUGUGGGGAGGGCGGACCUCGGAUGAAGUCCGAGGUUCUUGUUUUGUUUUUGAGGCACCCGUUCCCUGCUUGUGAAGACCCAGUCAUCCCUGGUCCCUGACCCCCACCCCAGCCUGGCGUGGUGCCGACCUGGGUCCAUUUAUUUUGUGGCGGAGCCUGGUUCUCCCCCAUCUCCUCCUGGCUGUGGGCUUUCCCGGCUCCCCUGCCGCCAGGCCCCACGGAAAGGUCCCUGACCCCCAAAUGGGGAUGAAGCUCGGCCCCCACCCCCCUCCAGAUCUCCGGGCAGCACCCCUCCCCAACCCCCCAGAAAGGUCCACAGAUUUGGGGGAGUCCCCGUUUCCAGCUGGCAGGGAGAGGUCACCAGCACCCGUCUGCAGCGGCAGGGGCUCCCUCCACUUAUCCUGGGAGACCCCAGGCUGCUGAGACUUGGGGUCUUCACAGGACUCCGGCCAGGACCCCAUGGAUGAGGCUGCUGGUCCAGUCUGGCCCCUGGGACGAGGAAUCCAACGAGCCCAGGCCCUGGAAUCCCUGCCCGCCCCCACCCUCACCAGGGGUCUCUCUUCUUUCAGCCCCAAUGACUCUCUUGCCUGGAAAUCUCUUGACUGGAAAUCCGGUUUUCCUAUGGAAAGCUUUUGUCUCUAGCACCAGAUGGGGGGGGGAGGGGCGGGGACUCGUAGGGGACUGAAGGGAGGAGAAGGUUCUGGGUGUGAAUCCGUCCUCCCUCGCCCUCUCCCUUUCCUAAUAAACGGUGAAUUCUAGGCUC